Molecule: messenger RNA, 3662 nt
Organism: Phyllopteryx taeniolatus (common seadragon)
Lineage: Eukaryota; Metazoa; Chordata; Actinopteri; Syngnathiformes; Syngnathidae
Gene: gxylt2
Product: glucoside xylosyltransferase 2
Exons: 7
Coding region: 171-1496 (441 amino acids)
Biological process (GO): protein O-linked glycosylation via N-acetylgalactosamine
Molecular function (GO): UDP-xylosyltransferase activity
Source: RefSeq, a predicted model, not a curated record
UCAAUGGGCUGUGAGACAGUCCCCUUCGCUCUCCAUCAUCAUCAUGAGCAGUAGCAAAUUGCAAGCGCGGAUCCGCAACAAAAUGUCAACUCUGCCAGCUCUCCCUCAACCGCAGACAACAUGAGCCGAGUCCCGUGUGCUCCUUCCCCCCGGAACAAGUCGCUGUCGCCAUGCGGAUCCACUGCAAAGUAGUUGUGAUCGCCGUGUGGUGUUUCGGAGUUCUCCUACUUUUCUACUUUUGGGGAGGCAAUGUCGCGGACGGUCCGCUGCCCGAAGAAGUUGCCGUGGGGGUGGACAGGACUUCUCCGUCGUCGUUCAAGCUCCGUCUCGAUGUUGGUCCAAAGUUGACGAGGAAAUCUCCCACUGUGCUCGAAGUGCGUCCGGAGGAUCCACCCAAAGGAGGAAAAAAACGGAAAGUGACUAAGCGAGAGGGCAACGUCAACGCCAAGAGUAAAGAAGGACGUGCUGUGGCCAGGCGCACCCGCGUAGAGGAAGUCAUGCACUUGGCCAUGGUGGCAUGUGGAAAUCGUCUAGAGGAGACCUUAACGCUCGUCAAAUCAGCUGUCCUGUUCAACCUGAAGAAGAUCAAGUUUCACAUUUUUGCUGAGGACCUCUUGAUCCCACAGUUUAAAGAAAAGCUUAGCCAGUGGCCCCAAUUUGUCAGAGCCAAGUUCCAGUACAGCCUCUACCCAAUCACCUUUUCAGUGGGGAAUGCGAACGAAUGGAAGAAGCUCUUCAAGCCCUGUGCCGCUCAGAGACUCUUUCUUCCUGUCAUCCUCAAGGACGUAGACUCAUUACUGUACGUGGACACUGAUGUGCUGUUCCUGCGACCUAUGGAUGAUAUCUGGAGAAUGCUGAAGUCCUUCAACAGCACCCAGCUGGCAGCAAUGGCUCCGGAGCACGAGGUCCCCAAGAUCGGCUGGUACAGCCGCUUUGCACGUCAUCCUUUCUACGGCAUCUCAGGGGUCAACUCGGGUGUCAUGCUAAUGAAUCUCACAAGGAUCCGCAGCACAUUGUUCAAGAACAGCAUGAUUGCCCGUGGUCUGUCCUGGGAGGACCUUUUACACCCACUCUAUCAGAAGUAUAAGAACCACAUCACAUGGGGAGAUCAGGACCUCCUCAACAUCAUCUUUCACUACAACCCAGAGUGUCUCUUCAUCUUCCCAUGCCAGUGGAACUACAGGCCUGAUCACUGUAUGUAUGGGAGUAACUGUAAAGGAGCUGAAGAGGAAGGUGUGUCCAUUCUCCAUGGCAACCGUGGCGUGUAUCAUGAUGAGAAGCAGCCGGCCUUCAAAGUAGUUUAUGAUGGAAUACAUGACUUCCCGUUUGAGGACAACAUGUUCCAGUCACUGUUCUAUCCCAUCCAGGCCAAAUUCCUGGACACAGUCAACACCCUGUGUGGUCGGAUUCCACAAGUCUUCCUCAAGCAGAUAGAAAAGACCAUGCGAAAAGUGUUUGAGGAGAACGUAAUCCGACAUAUCAGGCCACACAACUGACUGCCGGUGCAAUGGACUUCCUGUUAAUGUGACUACGGGACCGAGGAUCGUGCUGGCAUGACACACAGACUGUGUGUCAUGCCAGCCUCCCUUUGAGUGAACUUGUAGCACGUACGAAAGGAAUGGUAUUUCCUAAACUUUUUAUAUAAACAAUAAUGACCCAUUGGAUGGUUUUGGCCAUUGUAAUAUUGUCUUGUUCAGUACUCAUAUCAAUGAUGUGGUCGAAUAGCUUUUGGCUUAUUAUCAUCAAGCACAACCAGUUACAUUUGGGAAAAUAUGUCUCAAUAAUUACACCGGAUUGUUAGGUACAAAGUGAUGUUUCUCCUCAUAAACUGGAUCAAAAAUCCAUUCAUCAAAAAUCCAUUCAUCUCUUUGCAAAGAGCUGUACUCUAAAUGAAGUCAACUUUCGAAAUUGGAAGGUUAUACUGCUAUGUAGUGAACCCUGGAUUGCAAUGUAAACGUACAAAAACAAAUAACUUGAAAGUUAGGCCUAGAGGGUACUUACCUCGUCAGUUCUGUCAGUUUACCUACAGCAGUGAUCCCCAACACGACCAUUUUUCUACAGGAGGACAUAACAAAACACAUUAACAUCCAUAAUAUAAAAGUAAAUAAAUACAUACUGUACGUGACAUACUGUAUGCAGAAUCUGUGUGCCUGAGCUUGUUUCCCUCUAACCAAAUGGUCCCAUGUGGGGAUGAUUGGAGAAAGUAAUGGCCACAACAUGUUCCUUAUGUCCAUUCCUCCCCAUAAUUUUUCAAAUACUUUGGUUGCCGUCAUUCAAAAACGCUCAAUCACAAUGUUAGGAUGCUGGGAAUGGAAGCAGGGUUUUUGGUGCUUCCCUGUCCAUUUCUUGACAUUCUUACCUUUACGUUUUUCUACCGAGAGGCCUGAAAUCAGCUCAUUCUAAUUUCUUGAGCUUGACUCCGUCACUAGCAAAGAUCUCCACCUUCCCUUUCUGCUCCCGAGCCAGUGCUGUCAACAUAACAAACAUGCGUGCUCUCACAAGUGGGUCUUCUAAAAGGAAGUAACCAAUCAGAGGAAAGGGCCAAAUAUGGACAAAGCAGAUACAAAACUGGGUCAAACAGAAGUAGCUACAGAGGGGCCUUUUCUGGACACUCUUAUGAGAAAACCAAGGUGUUUUUUGACACUUUUAUACUAAGUCCAUGUUAGCGAGUCACUCUAUGGAGGUCUAAAUAGCCAAAAUACGGGACCUUUAAUACAGAACGUAGCAAGAUUUGAAGUAGUCUCAAACUGAUUUUAAAGGCCACCAUCGUUUGCAGUCUUAGCAGAGAAAAAAGUAGAAUCACCUGGCUUGUUCAUGGUGAGGUGGUGGAUCCAUUACUUCCCAGUUUGAACAUCUUUUGGGGGUAGCAAAUAAUGCUCAAACUCUUUUGGAAGUUGAGCUGAGAGAAUGAAUGCCAAGGGUCAGCUGUACUGUUUGCUGUUGCCAUGCAGCUACUGCUACAAAGCACAAAGAAAGUGCCGUGGAUAAAGUGAGUCAGUCUUCAAAAUGAAAUAUUCUGCAUAGAAAUGUAAAUUAAACAGCACUUUUUGUCCUUUCUGUUCUGCCUUUUACCAAAUUUUCUGAGGCCUGAAAAUGGGCUGCGCCCUGGUGGUUUAUGACCCUGCCCUAAACCUAGUUUUAAAUGCAGCACAAAUGGAGGUGUACAUGUUACAUGUGGAAUAUUGAAAUGCACUUUCAUUAUUAUAUUUCAGAUAAGUACUGAGUAACCGUAGGUCCACAGUAAAGCAACACCCUUUGAUGGACUGGCAACCACUCCAGAGUGUGCAGUCGUUCACAUUUUGCCUGAAGUCAGCUGGGAUAGGCUCCAGCUCCCCGCAACACUGAACAGGAUAAGCGGUAUGGAAAUGUAUGAAUAGAUGCUACAGCAGUCUGUCUGACUGGAUCAAAUCCAAAAGUGCAAGUGUUUGUAAGAACUGCAGCAGAGGGUGUGCCAUAUGAAUAUUGUCUGUUAUGUUUACUGUCAACACAAUUAACAGAUAUUUGUCUUAAAUGGUUAUCAAUUAUAUUUGUUAUAAUGUACUGUAGAUUUCAUUGUGGUGUGAUGAUGGCCUGUCCAGUAUAUUUAAUCAUUCAAACUGGAAACUGAUCAUGGAUGGGCAUUCAAAAUAUGUUUUUGAAUAAAACAAAGCAAUGGAAUGAGA